CCGCGGCCCGGGCCGCCCACGGGGCUCGCUGCGCGCCAGCUUUCUUUAAGCGCCCUGGGGCCACGCGGGGCCGAGAGCACAGCCCCCGCCCCGCUGGCGGCCGCCCACCGCAGGCACUUCUGAGAGGAGAGAAGGACGGACGGACGGAGGGAGGGGCGACCUACUUCCUGAACCGCCUGCACACCCGGGGCGCGAGCUCGGCCUGCCCGGCGCCGCGAUGUCCGGAGGGUCAGCCAGGAGCCUAGCGAAAGGAAGCGCGCCCCCGGGGCCAGUCCCCGAGGGCCUGAUCCGCGUCUACAGCAUGAGGUUCUGCCCGUUCGCCCAGAGGACGCUCCUGGUCCUGAAGGCCAAGGGAAUCGGGCAUGAAAUCAUCAACAUCAACCUGAAAAAUAAGCCUGAGUGGUUCUUUAAGAAGAACCCCUUGGGUCUGGUGCCAGUUCUGGAAAACAGUCAGGGUCAACUGAUCUAUGAAUCCGCCAUCACCUGUGAGUACCUUGAUGAAGCAUAUCCAGGGAAGAAGCUGUUGCCAGAUGACCCCUAUGAGAAAGCUUGCCAAAAGAUGGUCUUCGAGUUAUUUUCUAAGGUUCCCCCUUUGGUAACACGCUUUGUUAGAAGACAAAAUAACGAAGAUGGCUCUGGCAUAAAAGAAGAACUGCGUAAAGAAUUCACCAAGUUAGAGGAGGUUCUAACCAAUAAGAAGACAGCCUUCUUUGGUGGCAAUUCUCUUUCUAUGAUCGAUUACCUCAUCUGGCCCUGGUUUGAACGGCUGGAAGUUCUGCAGUUAAAUGAGUGUAUAGACCACACUCCAAAACUUAAGCUCUGGAUGGCAGCCAUGAGGGAAGAUCCUGCAGUAUCCGCCCUCCUCAUUGAGGCCAAGGCCCUUCGAGGUUUCUUAGAUCUCUACUUGCAGAACAGCCCGGAGGCCUGUGACUAUGGGCUCUGAAGGGGGCAGGAGUCAGCAAUGAAGGGAUGUCUGAUAUCUUCCUUCAUGAAUACGAGUAAAAACAUGCUUUUAUUCUA
Hyaena hyaena (striped hyena) is the source of this 1020-nucleotide messenger RNA. RefSeq names its product glutathione S-transferase omega 1 (gene GSTO1). The record is from RefSeq and is a predicted model, not a curated record. Bases 218 to 943 code for a protein of 241 amino acids. Lineage: Eukaryota; Metazoa; Chordata; Mammalia; Carnivora; Hyaenidae. Gene Ontology annotation, molecular function: glutathione dehydrogenase (ascorbate) activity; glutathione transferase activity. Gene Ontology annotation, cellular component: cytoplasm. Gene Ontology annotation, biological process: L-ascorbic acid metabolic process; glutathione metabolic process. The transcript has 6 exons.